AGAAAAAUGACACCCAGAUAUGUUCAGGAAGACCCUCAGGAUAUCAGCUACCUACUUCAGAUUGAGGGGAAGGGCCGCAUGGUCCAUCUGAAGCAGAAGAAAGGGUUUGUCCCGAAACACUUCCCCAUCUUCACAUACAAUAAGGUGGGGAAACUCCAAGCAGACUACCCUUUCAUCAGGGAUGACUGUUUCUAUCAUGGCUUUAUACAGGGUCAGCCCUCCUCCCAGGUCUCCCUCAGUACUUGCUCAGGUGGACUCAGGGGUAUCUUUCAGUUUGAAAACACGACUUAUGAAAUUGAACCUGUCGAGGCAUCUGCUUCCUUCCAUCAUGCAGUGUAUCGUUUGGAACAAAAGGACAGUGCUGUCCGAAUGAGGUGUGGACUCACAGAGGAAGAGGAAAGACAUCAAAAGACUCUGAUGCAGCAGGACACAGAAAAAGUAGUGGUCAAAAGGGAUUCUGGAAAUGCAUGGUGGACACACAUCCGGUAUGCAAAGGUGGCAAUUGUUGUGGACUAUGAACGAUUUAUGAAGUUUGGCAGAAAUGAAACUGUGGUUGCUUUGCGUGUUCUGGAUGUUUUUCAUACUGCUAAUUCAUUCUAUGACCCACUUUCUGUUCAACUUUCCUUAGUUGGACUAGAGAUCUGGUCAGAAAGAAACCUCAUAAACAUUAGUAACAGUUUGAUUGCAACGCUUGAGGCUUUUGCUUUUUGGAAAAGAGCCUCACUUCUUAAAUGUCUAUAUAGUGAUACUGCUCACUUUUUUGUAUACUAUAAGAGUUUUGGAAUAUCACUUGGAUUGGGAUUUGUAGGAACAAUCUGUAAUAACUAUUGGGCAGAUGCUGUCGAUUCUUAUAUGACUGACAAUUUAUUAUCUAUCUCGAUUGUCUUUGCACAUGAACUGGGACAUAAUCUUGGCAUGAGACAUGAUGGAGACUAUUGUCAUUGCGAUCGAGUUGUCUGCAUUAUGUAUGAAUAUAUUGUCCGCACUGAUAAGUUUAGCAAUUGUAGUUAUGCCUAUUUCAACCAAAGGAACGCAAAAUGCUUGUUAAUUCCCCCAGGUCCUGAAAAAUUGUAUGAAUUCAGCUACUGUGGAAACAAGGUUGUGGAAAACGGAGAGCAAUGUGACUGUGGUUCGGCAGCUGAAUGUAAAUCUGAUCCAUGUUGUCGGUCUAAUUGUAUGUUGCGUCCAGGGUCCAGUUGUGCUUUUGGACCAUGCUGCAAAAACUGCCGAUAUGUUCCAGCUUGUUCUGUUUGCAGAAAAAAUAGUAGUAUAUGUGAUCUUCCUGAGUAUUGUAGUGGGACUUCAGAAAGGUGUCCCGAAGAUGUUUAUGUUCAAGAUGGGGCUCCGUGUAUUGAUGGAGCAUACUGUUAUCAAGGAAACUGUACUACACACGACAGGCAGUGCAAACUGAUCUUUGGCUCCAAAGCAACGGUGGCCUCAGAUGAUUGUUUCAGAAUAAUUAAUGCUCGGGGUGAUCGUUUUGGCAACUGUGGCCUUUUACAUGGGGUUUAUAAGAAAUGUAAUAUUCCGAAUAUCCUCUGUGGACGGCUCCAGUGCGACAAUGUGGAUGAUCUCCCUUCUUUUGAGGAGCACAGCACC
This is a messenger RNA of Sceloporus undulatus (fence lizard), 1599 nucleotides long. Its product is annotated as disintegrin and metalloproteinase domain-containing protein 20-like. The record is from RefSeq and is a predicted model, not a curated record. NCBI's taxonomy places the organism in Eukaryota, Metazoa, Chordata, Lepidosauria, Squamata, Phrynosomatidae. Gene Ontology annotation, biological process: proteolysis; male gonad development. Gene Ontology annotation, cellular component: sperm head plasma membrane; external side of plasma membrane; plasma membrane. Gene Ontology annotation, molecular function: metalloendopeptidase activity.